CUUAGCACCUUCUACUAUUGUUAACAACUCUACUGGUAAUGUUGCUGCGUAUGCCGAGUGUAGGAGUAUAUUUGCUGUAACACAAAGAAAUAAUUUUUCUACCUUGAAACUAAUGGCUCGCUUUCUUCCAGCUCGUCUUUUGGCCGUUCCAGUAGUUGUGGGUGCUGCAAUAGCUGAAAGCUAUGAGCACUUUAGAAAUAAUUUUUCUUUGCCCGACUUAGGAAUAGGAACUUUUCACCAGAAUGUUAAAGAUGGAACUUCUUCAAUGUUUUCUUACAUCCUUGGUAAUUUAGUUGAAAAAAACAUACCUAAAAAGAGUCCUUCUGCUUCAGAAACCGGGUCUGAGAUAUCACCAGAUCACCGGAAACCUGACGAUAUUGUGUUACCUGCAUCUUCAGAUUCAAAGGAAAAAGUUAAUAACUCAGCUGAUUCUGAAAGCAAAAAGGUUAAUGAACUUGAACAAAAAGUUUUUGAACUUAAGCAACAGUUAGAGGAUCUUAACUUUAAGCAUCAAAAAGAAUUCUUAGAAGAACGUUCGAGGUUAGAGACAAUCAUUAAGAAACUUGAAGAUGAUAACGAAAAGCUUCGAACUAGUUACUUGCUAUUGUUUAACGAAGUUGAAAGAGGAGAUCGUGCCACAAAAAACUCCCAAAAGUCUCUUGUAGAAUCGUAUUCAGAAGUUUUAGAUCUCUUGUCGAAGUAUUACAAAAGGUUUGAAAUGGCCGAUACUCUUCCCAGAGUUGUCGUUGUUGGCGAUCAAAGUUCUGGUAAAACGAGUGUUCUGGAGAUGUUAGCACAGACAAGAAUGUUUCCGCGGGGCGCGGGGGAAAUGAUGACCCGAACGCCCGUGCAGGUGACUCUUUACGAGGGCCCCUCCCGCGUCGCUUGCUUUGCCGAUUCAGACAGGAUUUUUAAUCUGACUUCAGAAGAAGAGUUAACAGAGCUUCGCAGGGAAAUCUACAACCGCAUGCAGCGCGCUGUUAAGGAGGAGGAGACGGUCAGCGCUGCCACCAUCUCUCUAUAUGUCCAGGGACCUGGUCUUCCCCGGAUGGUCCUCGUGGAUCUACCAGGAAUCAUUAAUCACGUGACUACAGGGAUGGCCGAGGGCACUAAAGAAACUAUCUGGGACAUGUCAAGGCGGCAGAUGGCCAACCCGAACGCCAUCAUUCUGUGCAUCCAAGAUGGAUCAGUAGAUGCCGAGCGCAGUAGCGUGUCUGACCUCGUCUCCUCUGUAGACCCCACCGGAAGCCGCACGGUGUUUGUUCUGACCAAGCUGGAUGUUGCUGAAGCGAAUAACAUUGGCUCCCAGCGGAUCAAGUCGGUAAUGGAAGGGAAACUCUUCCGCAUGAAUGCUUUGGGGUACUUCGCCGUGAUUGCCGGUAAGGGCAACGGGCAAGAGUCCAUUGAGGAGAUACGGCAAUACGAGGAAGAGUACUUUAGGAAUUCCCGACUGUUCCGCGAAGGCGCACUGAGUCCUCACCAGACUUCUCUGACCAAUCUUUCCCGGGCGGUUUCGAGGGAGUUCUGGAGGCUCGUAAAGGAGACGGUGGCAGACCACUUCGAACAGCUGAAGGCCGAUUUAACUAAAAAGGAAACGGAAUGGAGAAACUCUUUCAAGGGUCGCCCCAUGUCGCGGGACGAGCUGUUUCAGCUAGGAAAGCACGUAAUCUUGGAGAGCAUAGACAAGUUUAACAGCAUUGGCGCUAAAAGCUGGGAAAACAUCCUCUAUGAAAGGAUCUGGUGCGAUAUUUCCGGCCACCUUAUCGACAACAUAUACAUGCAGGCAGCUAAGCACUUUUGCCCCAAUGAGUUUAGGACUCGCGUAGAUGUUGAACUUCUCGACUGGGCUCGCCGUAGUUUGACUUCUUCCUGCAUAGCCGCCUCUAGAGACAUGUUUAUCCGGGAAUUCGAAAACUUUAUUAUGAACACAUCAGUCGACUCCUCGAACGAUCUUGAGCCUCUUUUCAAGGGUAUGAAAGAGAAAAUAGUAGCUAACCGGCGUCAGCAAGGGGCAUGGCUGACAGCUGUUUCUGACAACCUCCGAGUCAUUCAGUUAACAGCACUCGCGGACGAUGAAAUCUGUGACGAGGCUGAUUGGCGGAAUUCAUGCGUUUUCAUGGAGCAUCGGCUCACGGAGAGAAAGAAGGUAUUGGACGAGCAGUACCGCAAAUACUUUGGGCCAGAGUUUUGGGAACAGCUAUUCUACUGGCGUAGCCGAGACGAGUUGCAGGCCCGCCGAGCUGCUAUUCGGCAUGAGCUGAGAGACUAUUUUGCUACUGGACAACCCGUCGAAGAGCUGAGCAGUGACGAUAUUAUCGGCAUCCGAUCGAAUAUCACACGAGCCCGAUCACUCGAGGUUGAUGACGAAAUGAUUAAGGAAGUCUACCGCGUGCUUUUCACGAAUUACUUUUUUAAAAGUAGCAUUGCGGCCAGUCGCUUUUGCAAGAAUGCUUAUCAUUUUCAUGAUGCGGAAUUGGCUUAUGCUCCCAAUAAGUUGGAGUGUCAGGAUAUUAUCAUGUUUUGGCGGAUUCAAGAAAUGCUUAAAAUAACUUCUAAAACUUUGAGGCAGCAGAUACUAAUGCAAAAAGCUCAUCUUGAACAGGAAGUUAAAGAUGAGCUGGAGACCUAUACCCUUAGCGAUUCUGUCAAAAAAGAGUUAAUUAGAGGAAAGAGAGUAGAACUGGCGGAGGAAAUUGAAAUUGCACGCGUCAUAAAAAAUAAACUCGAAAACUUCAUUUUCCAGUUAAAAACACAGUCAUCGAACUUAAAAGAAUUGUAGUACACCUUACCCACAACUGAUCUAGGGGGCGAUCUUUUAUGAUUGACAUUAUAUUCGUAUAGA
Zophobas morio is the source of this 2842-nucleotide messenger RNA. Its product is annotated as dynamin-like 120 kDa protein, mitochondrial. NCBI's taxonomy places the organism in Eukaryota, Metazoa, Arthropoda, Insecta, Coleoptera, Tenebrionidae. Gene Ontology annotation, biological process: mitochondrial fusion. Bases 113 to 2779 code for a protein of 888 amino acids. Gene Ontology annotation, cellular component: mitochondrial membrane; microtubule; cytoplasm. The transcript has 24 exons. Gene Ontology annotation, molecular function: microtubule binding; GTP binding; GTPase activity. The record is from RefSeq and is a predicted model, not a curated record.